AUGCAGCCUGCCGUUACGGCGGUGCAGGGUUUGAGAUACAACACCCGGGCAACCAAUAUCCAACUGUUUCCCCAAGAUGGGCAAAAGGACAUCAAUCCCGAUACUCAAAUACGCUUGAAAUUUCCUUCACCGCCAUCAAUCGGUGAUUCGGGCUUGAUUCGUGUCUACGAUGUCGAAUCCAAAUCGCUUGUUGACUCGCUCAAUCUGUCAAUUCCAAUCUCGCCCAGUCCCUACGGUAACGGCUCGACCAAGGCGAACUACACGGAUAAGACCAAAUACCAAACGAACAUAAUCGGCGGAAUGGACUUCUACUUCUUCCCGAUCAUUGUCCACGACAAUACCGCGACGAUAUAUCUGCACAACAACCGCCUCGAGUACAACAAAACAUACAGCAUCACCAUCGACCCUGGCGUCCUUACAAUCGACGAUGAAGAAUACGGAAACACCACUUCCAGCUUCCCAGGCUUCUCAUCCAAUUCCUCCUGGACCUUCUCCACCAAGCCCAGCGGUCCCCCCUCAAACGCCACAUCCGUGACCGUCUCCACCGACGGCACCGCAGACUUCACCACCCUCCAAGGCGCCCUCGACUGGGCCCCCUCCAAUCCCACCACGCCCACGACCAUCCUCAUCGCACCCGGCACCUACGAAGAACUCAUCUUCUUCCAGUACAAAACCAACCUCCGUAUCCGCGGCUCCUCCCCCAACACGACACUCAUCGGCUACCCCAAUAACAGCGCCUUCAACCCGCCCAACCGCCAAGGCCCCUCCCGCCGCCCAGCCUUCUCCUUCCGCGGCGCAGCAGACAUCCAGCUUUCCAACUUCUCCAUCACAAACUACUUCCGCGGCCAAGCCGAGAGUUUACUCCUCGACGGCACGCGCGUAGUGCUCGACCACAUGGCGCUCAACGGCUCAGGCGACGCCCUAACUACAUACGGCACCGCGUAUAUAGCUUCCACGACGCUCUACGGCGACGGCGACACCAUCCUCGGCUACGGCACCGUCUUCUGGGCGAACAGCACGAUUGUAACCUCCGCCGGGGCAGUAAUCUGGCCGCGAACAAGCCAGAAUACGCACGGUAAUGUGUUCGUCGAUUGCACUAUUAUAAGUCUCCAGGGAAACAGCACGUUUGCGAGACUCCCUGAUAAUAGUGGCGGGGUGCUGGAUAACUGGCCGUAUGCGGAGGUAGUGCUAAUUAAUACGCGGACGGAGGGAUUGCGGCUGUGGGGUGGGGGCCGGUGCAAGGGGAGGAGGAGGGCUUUGAUAGCAGCUCCGUGA
Molecule: messenger RNA, 1275 nt
Organism: Didymosphaeria variabile
Lineage: Eukaryota; Fungi; Ascomycota; Dothideomycetes; Pleosporales; Didymosphaeriaceae
Exons: 2
Coding region: 1-1275 (424 amino acids)
Biological process (GO): cell wall modification
Molecular function (GO): pectinesterase activity
Source: RefSeq, a predicted model, not a curated record